UGAUCUGUCAGCCCAAUGGGCGCUGCAGAGGGCCUGUCCACGUGGAGGAAGUGCGGGGACGGCACUGGGCGUUGUUCUGGCCUGACGAGAGUAUUGGAGUGCUGGGUUGUCCGGUGUCGUGGCGCCAUUAUUGUCUUCCUAAAGAUAAUCUGUAAAGCACUUCCCCGGUACCAUCAGCGACGAGGACGAGGAGGUGGGAUACUUUUCCUAAUCAUGCCUAAGGAACCAGUUUUUGAGUUGUCUGAAGCAGAAGAUUCUGGUAAAUCUCUUCUUGGGCAUGUAAUGAUUGUUGACGAGAUGUGUGUUACUCACCUGGGCCUGACCAAUGGAUUCCAGAUGGUUGUGGAUGAAGGGCCCGAGGGUGGGCAGUCUGUCUAUCGCAUACAUCUACCCGUUCUGGGUGGCCAUCAGUUGGGCUGGCCACCUGGCUAAGAUUUUGGCACCACAAGAGUUGCUGCAAGUGUACAAAUUGCCACUGAAUGGAUUUCGUCUCUUGCCCGUCAAUCUAGCCGCUGUUGAUGUUUAAUUCUUUGUGCCAUGUGUCUGUGGAAUAAAAGCUUUGAGCAGCAGUUGCACAAUAAAGAUUUGUCAUGGGGAUAUCA
Molecule: messenger RNA, 602 nt
Organism: Catharus ustulatus (Swainson's thrush)
Lineage: Eukaryota; Metazoa; Chordata; Aves; Passeriformes; Turdidae
Product: histidine triad nucleotide-binding protein 1-like
Exons: 3
Coding region: 16-432 (138 amino acids)
Biological process (GO): purine ribonucleotide catabolic process
Cellular component (GO): nucleus; cytoplasm
Molecular function (GO): hydrolase activity
Source: RefSeq, a predicted model, not a curated record